AUGCUUUCCUCCUGGCUUAUAAAGAAAAAAGAUACAGCUAGCGUACGGAAGCCGGCUGCAUCCUAUGUCAAGGWGAAUGGUUCUCAAAUGUCUUACCAGCUUCUUCGUCAUAACUCUCAGCAAAUGAGUCUCAAUGUGGACGACUUUAGAGUCUGCUUUACAAGAGCGCUCGAGGAGUGUGGACAUGCAGUAGACAUCGUCGACCAGUGGUGCCAUUCCGAGAGGCGCUUUUCUCUGCAAUUCGAUGAGCCUACAUUACGCGGAACUGUGCUUGAUAACGACAUCUCGCGAGCGGGUCUUGACAGUGACGAAGCACAGGCAGAAUACUUCCAAGGAAUGAAGCUAGCCAUCUGGUUUCGAGAGCACCAAAACGUCCUUGAAUGUCUCCUGAGACAUGCUCUUAACCUUCUCAAAUCACGGAAAGCCGAAGACCGGGAAUGGCAAGACACCGCGGCCGACUUGUUUACUUACUGGCCUAUCUUCAACAAGAAAGCGACUAAGAAGGAUCCAGUUCGUUCGCGCAUCAUCUUCGGUGCUGAUCCUAGCGAUCGAACACAACUCAUCGUCACCGAGGUGGACUUCUACACGAGUUUUGUGCGGGCAAUCGACGCGGCAAAGGAGCUCAAUGGUCAAGUCAUCAAUGUCGAAGCUUGGAUGCAUCCUGAAACGGUAUACACGUUCCGACAAAGCCAAGCUACAUUCGGAGAUGCUCUCGGCCCGGUUGCUUUCGUUGCCAUAGCAAGCACUACUGGCAAAGCAAACGAGAAUCACAUCAUCGACGCCAAGUGGUUCGAUCUUACCAAAUGGUUCGGCGAGCACCCUGGAGUCUUGCAGCGUACCUUUGAAAUAGCGUCAGAGCUGAUUCAGGAACAAUCUAGCACCCGAGCUGCACUGGAUGAUGAGGGGGAACUCGUCUAUCAUUCGGCUGUGUAA
This is a messenger RNA of Ramularia collo-cygni, 933 nucleotides long. RefSeq lists its product as uncharacterized. The transcript has a single exon. Lineage: Eukaryota; Fungi; Ascomycota; Dothideomycetes; Mycosphaerellales; Mycosphaerellaceae. The record is from RefSeq and is a predicted model, not a curated record. Bases 1 to 933 code for a protein of 310 amino acids.